AGUACUCACUCUCUCUCCUAAAACCCUCGCCUCUCUGUUCUUCCCUUUCUUCUUUUAGGGCUUCUCCCUCUCCUCACUCACAAGUCAAAAUCCUCAUCAAGCUCCAAUGGCUACUAUUGCUCUCAGGAAUUCAAGUUCUAGGCGACUCUUCCCAUUUUCUUCUCAAAUCUUCUCUUCUUGUUGCAGACCCUUCCCCCCUCUCUCUGAAUCCCCCUUUCCAAAUGACAAGCUCUCUCCUUCUUCAUCUUCUUCUUCUUCCAAUCCUUGGUGGAGAUCCAUGGCCACCUUCACCAGAACAAAACCCCAUGUUAAUGUUGGAACUAUUGGGCACGUUGAUCAUGGGAAGACUACACUCACCGCAGCAAUUACCAAGGUUUUAGCCGAUGAGGGAAAAGCUAAGGCUAUAGCCUUUGAUGAAAUUGAUAAGGCUCCUGAAGAGAAGAAGAGAGGAAUUACAAUUGCAACGGCACACGUUGAGUAUGAGACUGCUAAACGACACUAUGCACAUGUUGACUGCCCUGGACAUGCUGAUUAUGUCAAAAAUAUGAUUACAGGAGCUGCACAAAUGGAUGGUGGAAUACUUGUUGUAUCUGCUCCUGAUGGACCAAUGCCCCAAACCAAGGAGCACAUUCUUCUUGCUCGCCAAGUUGGUGUGCCUUCUCUGGUGUGCUUUUUGAAUAAAGUUGAUGCUGUCGAUGAUCCAGAGUUGUUAGAACUUGUAGAAAUGGAGCUCCGGGAGCUUCUAAGCUUCUACAAGUUCCCUGGAGAUGAAAUCCCCAUCAUCAGAGGCUCAGCAUUGUCUGCUUUACAGGGUACAAAUGACGAAAUUGGAAGAAAGGCCAUUCUAAAAUUAAUGGAUGCUGUAGAUGAAUACAUUCCUGACCCAGUUCGCCAACUUGACAAGCCUUUCCUUAUGCCCAUUGAAGAUGUUUUUUCAAUUCAGGGACGAGGAACAGUUGCCACCGGCCGUGUUGAGCAAGGAAUCAUAAAAGUUGGUGAUGAAGUGGAGGUUUUGGGUCUAAUGCAGGGUGGCCCUCUUAAAACAACAGUUACUGGAGUUGAGAUGUUCAAGAAGAUUUUAGACCAAGGACAGGCUGGUGACAAUGUUGGUCUUCUUCUUCGAGGUCUGAAGCGUGAGGACAUUCAACGUGGUCAGGUUAUUGCCAAGCCUGGUUCUGUAAAAACAUACAAAAAGUUUGAGGCGGAGAUAUAUGUACUCACAAAAGAUGAGGGUGGGCGACAUACUGCUUUCUUCUCUAACUACAGACCUCAGUUUUACUUGAGAACUGCUGAUGUCACUGGAAAAGUAGAAUUGCCCGAAAAUGUCAAGAUGGUUAUGCCUGGAGACAACGUGACUGCUGUGUUCGAAUUGAUUUCAGCUGUUCCACUUGAACAAGGACAAAGAUUUGCUUUGAGAGAAGGCGGCAGAACAGUUGGUGCAGGUGUGGUGUCAAAAGUACUGACUUAAUAUGCAUGCCGUUCUUCAAUUCUUCAAAAAGGGUUGGAAGCCCUGAGACUUUACUAUUAUCUUCAAAUUACGACGACGUCGCAAUCAAUUAAAAUAUUUAGCAGUUGUUUUGGAUGAAAUUGAGUAAAUUUUAGAGAAGCUCACCUUAAUUCAUUUUUGUAGUUUAAAUUUUGUCAACGUUCUCUUGGUUGCUGCAGACCAUUAAUAAUUUGUGAAUCAUCUUUCUCUCUUUUACAAUAAUGCUCAUUAGUAAACCGAUUUUGUUUACAAAACUGGAUGAAUAUAUUGAUGUCCUAUAUUUUGGUUAA
Messenger RNA from Arachis duranensis, 1776 nucleotides. Its product is annotated as elongation factor Tu, mitochondrial. Gene Ontology annotation, cellular component: mitochondrion. The record is from RefSeq and is a predicted model, not a curated record. The transcript has 12 exons. Lineage: Eukaryota; Viridiplantae; Streptophyta; Magnoliopsida; Fabales; Fabaceae. Gene Ontology annotation, biological process: mitochondrial translational elongation. Gene Ontology annotation, molecular function: GTP binding; GTPase activity; translation elongation factor activity. Bases 107 to 1468 code for a protein of 453 amino acids.